AAAAAUAAAAAUUAUUUAAAUUAAAUAAAUAAAUUGGAAAAAAUUGAUGAUCCCUUUCGUGAAUUGGUCACUCACUUUCUAUCUCCAUUUCUGAGGCUCUCUCUCUCUAGUUUUGUUCUCUAAUGGAGUCUCUACGAGUUCUGGGUGGUAUCAUCCAUAUCCCACCAUGCAACUCGUUCUCCAACUCAGUUACAUCUAAGCUCGAUAAUGGCAGAGCAGGUAGACAAGUGGGUGUUACAACAACAACGAGGAGGAGAAGAAGAAGGAACAAUAAUAGUAAUGGCGGAGGAUUGUGUGUGAAGCUUACUGGUUCGGUUUUAGGUGGAAGCGAUGAAAGUAGAUUGGGUUUUGGAGGAGCUGGUGCUUCUACUUCACGAGAUCAUAAUGAUGAUGAUGGUGGUGGUCGGACUCGGAGGAUUGAUCGUGAAAAAGGUCUCAUUUUGGGUGCAGAGAGAGAUGAUUCUGGCUCUGUUGUUGGGUUUAAUUUGAUCCCUCAUUCUGAUGACUCCCUUGCAAAUGCGAUUUCUGAUGAAAUAAAACAAGCUGAGGACAUUGAUGGAGUGGAGAAACCACAUACCAAAACAACCUACAAUAUUGUCUUUGUUACUGCUGAAGCAGCUCCUUAUUCAAAGACAGGUGGCUUAGGAGAUGUUUGUGGUUCUUUGCCUAUUGUACUUGCUUCUCGUGGCCACCGUGUCAUGGUUGUCUCUCCUAGAUAUCAAAAUGGUACUGCUGCAGACAAGAACUUUGAUGGUGCUGUCGAUACUGGUGCUCGUGCUAAUGUAUUAUGCUUUGAAGGAGUGCAAGAAGUUGGUUUUUUCCAUGAGUACAAGGAAGGUGUUGACUGGGUGUUUGUGGAUCAUCCAGCAUAUCACAGACCUGGAAAUCCUUAUGGAGAUGUUUAUGGUGCUUUUGGUGAUAACCAGUUUCGGUUCACUUUACUUUGCCAUGCAGCAUGUGAAGCUCCAUUGGUGAUUCCAUUGGGAGGUUUCACCUACGGGGAGAAAAGUAUUUUCCUUGUUAAUGACUGGCAUGCAGGACUUGUUCCAGUGCUUUUGGCAGCAAAAUAUAGACCAUAUGGAGUUUACAAGGAUGCUCGGAGUAUUCUCGUAAUCCAUAACCUGGCACAUCAGGGAGUCGAACCUGCAAUAACAUACAAGAAUUUGGGACUUCCUGCGGAGUGGUAUGGGGCAUUGGGAUGGGUGUUUCCAGAAUGGGCAAGGACCCAUGCUCUCGACACUGGUGAAGCUGUCAACAUUCUAAAGGGUGCAGUUGUGACAUCUGAUCGGAUACUGACAGUCAGCAAGGGAUAUGCUUGGGAGAUCACUACUGUUGAAGGUGGCUAUGGUCUACAAGAUCUGUUAAGCAGCCGAAAGAGUGUUCUUAACGGUAUCACAAAUGGAAUUGAUGAUGUUGAUUGGAACCCGUCUACAGAUCGCCACAUCCCAAACCAUUAUUCCGCUGAGGAUCUUUCUGGCAAGGUCCAAUGCAAGGUUGCUUUGCAGAAGGAGUUAGGUCUUCCUGUUAGGCCUGAUUGUCCAUUGAUUGGAUUCAUUGGGAGAUUGGAUUACCAAAAAGGUAUAGACGUGAUUCAGCAAGCUAUUCCAGAGCUCAUGCAGGACGAUGUACAAUUCGUUAUGCUGGGUUCUGGAAAUUCACUGUAUGAAGAAUGGAUGAGGGAAGCAGAAUCAUCUUAUAAUGACAAAUUUCGGGGUUGGGUUGGAUUUAAUGUCCCGAUUUCACAUAGGAUAACUGCAGGCUGUGAUAUACUGCUGAUGCCUUCGAGAUUUGAGCCCUGUGGCUUGAAUCAAUUGUAUGCGAUGAGAUAUGGAACUAUCCCGGUAGUUCAUGGCACCGGAGGGCUUAGAGAUACUGUUGAGACUUUCAAUCCAUAUACUCCGGAUGGGGGAGAAGGCACAGGGUGGACAUUUUCUCCACUAGCCAAAGAUGAGAUGUUGGCGGCAUUAAGAACGGCUAUUCGGACUUACAGAGAGCACAAGUCUUCUUGGGAUGGAUUGAUAAAAAGAGGUAUGCAGAAGGACUUCACAUGGGAAACUGCUGCGGAACAAUACGAGCAGGUCUUCGAAUGGGCCACCGUUGACCCACCUUAUGUCGGUUGAGCCACAAGGCGAUGAGAAAAAAAUGGUGUUACACGAGUAAAACCGAUCCUGGUAAUGGCUGAAGUAGGCAAUACUUUUUGUUGAUCAUAAAUCCAGCUGCUGCAUAAAACAGACUAAGUGUUGCCCUUGAUGCUUAGGUAGUUAAGUCGUUACCAUAAUUUUGAUUCAUCUUCUUUUGAUUAGUGAUUCUGCUAUUUAAACUUUGUCAUUAGACUAACUGCUCUUAUGACCUUUGUGGUUACAAAAAAGCUACUGUAAAAUGUUGUUUUACAAUGAUUGGAAAAUGGGAAUGUCCAUAUUUUGUGUUGUUGAGCCAA
Messenger RNA from Cannabis sativa, 2437 nucleotides. RefSeq names its product starch synthase 1, chloroplastic/amyloplastic. Gene Ontology annotation, cellular component: chloroplast. The transcript has 15 exons. NCBI's taxonomy places the organism in Eukaryota, Viridiplantae, Streptophyta, Magnoliopsida, Rosales, Cannabaceae. The record is from RefSeq and is a predicted model, not a curated record. Gene Ontology annotation, molecular function: alpha-1,4-glucan glucosyltransferase (UDP-glucose donor) activity. The coding region runs from base 123 to 2120 and encodes 665 amino acids.